Molecule: messenger RNA, 2896 nt
Organism: Belonocnema kinseyi
Lineage: Eukaryota; Metazoa; Arthropoda; Insecta; Hymenoptera; Cynipidae
Exons: 4
Coding region: 330-2624 (764 amino acids)
Biological process (GO): protein deubiquitination
Cellular component (GO): cytosol; nucleus
Molecular function (GO): cysteine-type deubiquitinase activity; cysteine-type endopeptidase activity
Source: RefSeq, a predicted model, not a curated record
GGCGCGGCCUCCAUUACAUGCAUCCACCUAGUCGCGUGUGUUUUCCCGCCAAGUUGCGGCGAGGCGUGCAGAUUUUUAGGCGCCAAGAGAUUACUUCCAAGGAGAUUAUUUGUUAUUUCAUCCUCUAGUGAAUAGCCGGUCUAUAUCCUUUCAAUUGUGCGUGAUUUUCUCUAGAAAUUAGAAAAGCACCGACCGUAAAGCGCGCCGGGAUCCGCGAACUGGGAUGUGCCGUGAAUGUUGUUUCUAGACACAUUGAACUUCUCGCGAAUAUAAUACCGAUUUGCGGCAGACUUUUUGGAUCUUAUGGCUGAUCCCGAAUAGCCGUCAAAAUGUUACGUGUUCAGACGGUAUCAGCAGCUGUGCAUUGCUCUGAGACACCGAAAUCGUCUUCGAGUCACUCCGGUUUGGUUAAUAUCACGGAUUCUUGGACUUCCGAUCAUACGCCGCUGAAGCGUCGAAAAUCACAGCAAAGAUGUAACAGUCCGACCAAGGACGUGACCAGUGAUUACGGAUUUAGCAGUUCCGAGAUAACUCUGACUCUGGUACCAUCUGAUGCCAAUGGGUACAAACGUCAUCGUCGGGACAGCGAGAAAAAUGUUGAUUCCGGUGUAACCCUCCGAUACAAGGACCCAAAAACCAUGGCUCCAACCGAAAAAGUUCUCGACAAUGUCCGACAGUACUUUGACUCGCCCAAGACUGUUGUCAGCAUGAACCAGUUGAUCAAGAAGCAACCCGAUCACGAGCCCUCCGACUCCACCGUUCUAAACGAGUGUCUGGAAAAAAUCAGCUCCGAGAUAUCAAUUUAUCCGAAGCAGGAAUGCGAGAAGUCACCUCAAGCUGCUGCUGGUCCCUCAAUAUGCUGCAAAUCACCCAGCUCCAAGGACAACUCGCAAACAGUGAUCAAAGUUUCACCGGAAGUUGAACUCAUCACUUCGCCCAAGUCAAAUCAGAAAUUGUGUCGAAAAUCAAGUUUGGAGGUUUCGCCAAACGCCGUACCUGAACCUAAUAAUACUAAACCGCUCGUCGUGAAAAGUCCCGACCUGAACUGCAACAGCACAAGUCCGCGUCUGGGCAAGGAACGCUUUGGACUGCGAAUGAACAAGGCAAUUCAGUCUCUGCAGAGUAAUAGAAAAUCGUUGGAAUCGGUAUUUACACCGAUAAAAAAAGUCGUUGAUCCAAUGUACACGCCCGUAAAGAAGAGUCUGGAAGCGCCCUAUACGCCAACAAGUUGUUCUCGAGUUCUUCGAAAAGGCGCCCUCGAGGACAAUGGAUUUGUGGCGCCACAAUCGCGCGAACGACUCGACAGCAUAGAUCAGUGGCCUGAUAUUUAUGAGAAUGAUGUGAAUAUGCAUGAUGUCUCGUCAUCGAUGUCAAUUCCUGAUCAGAUGUAUAAUUUUGAGGACGAGUUUCAACUCGAUCGGCCACACUAUGUCCUGGGCUUUCCAAAUCCACCGGGUGAAAAUAGAUGCUGGGUGAAUGCCUCGGUGCAUGCACUGUUUGCCCUGCCAUUUACAGACAGUCUUGACACGAUGAAUCUGCCGGAGUGUUCGCAGAUUACAAAAACAAUGAUUACGAUACAGAGUCUCUGGAGAAAGAAGGCGGAGAAACACAAGAUUUAUACUCUUAUGAGGCGAUUCAAAGAGGAUUUGGCAGUCAUUGAUGACACUUAUCCAACCGAGCGACAGCAGGAUGUGUCCGAAUUUCUCAUGAAGUUCCUCAAUCAUUUGAAGUCAGACUUUGAGAAAUUGAUGAGCGGUGAGGCGAAAAUCCAGGAGAUUGAAAAUGUCCCGGAAAAUCCGCAAGAUCACCGAAAAUCAAAGGCAGCUCUCGAGUCGAACAAGCGUCGUCCUCUGGUCGAUAUUUCCUCUGUGAAUGGGAAAUUGCGAAGGAACAGUAAUCUUGCCGAGCCGAGUUCGAGUCCCAAGUCGCAGAAUAGUUUUGAGAGGCUAGCAAACGGAACGGAAUUGGCCAAGGAAAAUUCCGUGAGCGAAGUCUCGAAAAAUCCGAUCGAUGAAUACUUUCUCUCGGAAAUGAUGGAGCAGUGCGUUUGCAAGGGUUGUGCGGACAAGCGGCACAUCAAGGUGGACAAUAUGAUGCUCUACAUUGAAUUGCUGUCGAAGCAGAAUGGGGAGGAGCCGGUUAAUUUGCAGGAGGCAAUUUUUCGAAAUUUUGCCAACGACGAGAGGACUGCGACUUGUGAGAAGUGCCAGCACGAGGUUCAAGAUGUCACAACGACUUUCAGCAAGCAUCCGAAAAUUCUUGUUGUCCAGGUCAAUCGGUACGGACCAACGGAAACGGGCAUGAGGAAAAUUUGCAAAUCUGUCGCAAUUCCAGAGAAGUUGGUUAUCAGUCCCGCUUUGAUGAGUGACGGAUCCGAAACCGACGAAAUCUACAAACCAAUUUGCGUAAUUUCUCAUGUCGGGGAUGGAAUGGAUUGCGGGCAUUACACGAGUUACAUUGAGCACGACGAUCAGUGGUACCACUACAACGACAUGAAUGUCUAUCCCAUGACAAGCUUGCAAGUUUUCGAAGCCGCCCAAACUACCGCCUAUCUGGUAUUCUUUGUCAAUGCAAAUCUCCUAGAAAAACCAAACACUGACCCUUCAAAGACGCAUUUCAAUUAAUAGUACCUACUAUAUUUAAUUUACCGAAAAUAAUUGACAAAGUAUUAGAUUCGCAAGUGCAGGGUUUUUUUUUUUUUUAUAUAUUUUUUUAAAAAUAUUUUCUUGUCCCUUUUCUCCGCGAAUUAAGUUUUCCCUUUUUCAAGCUGUGACUAGAGUUGCAAAACACGUCUUAGAAUUUACAUUAGUAUGAUAAAAAAAAAAGAUAUAUAUAUAUAGAUAAGAAAAAAAUAAAUAGGUUCAAAGACUGUUUUUGCUUUCUGAUUGUAUUAAAA